CGCGACCUCAUUCAGACGUGUCCAACAGAAACAGGAGUUUGUGUGGAAGCAGAAGACCUCCUGCAAAACAUAAACUGCUGCGUAUUUGCAAAAAUGUACCGAUCGGGAAUCUGUUUUAUCAAGUGACACUUUUUCCCGCCGAGUUUUUAUAAACAGGGAACAAACAUGGGAACAGCUUUGGCUAUUGGUCUUGUUUUUAUCGGAUGCUGUAGCAAUGUGGUGUCUCUGGAGCUGCUUGUAAGAGAAUUUCCAGGAUGUGGCAACAUAGUCACCUUUGCUCAGUUUUUAUUCAUUGCUCUGGAAGGUUUCAUCUUUGAAACUAACUUUGGGAGGAAGAAACCAGCAAUUCCUGUAAGAAACUAUGUGAUCAUGGUGGCCAUGUUCUUCACAGUCAGUGUGAUCAACAACUACGCUCUCAACUACAACAUCGCCAUGCCAUUACACAUGAUCUUCAGAUCAGGAUCGCUAAUCGCUAACAUGAUCCUGGGAAUAAUCAUCCUAAAGAAAAGGUAUUCUGCCAGUAAAUAUCUGUCUAUAGCUUUAGUUUCAGCUGGUAUCUUCAUCUGCACCAUCAUGUCAGCCAAACAAGUGAAUGUGGCCAGUGAGGGAUCAGAAGAGCAAGGCUUUAAUGCCUUGAUGCGCUGGCUUAUAGGUAUUGCCAUGUUGACCUUUGCUCUGCUGAUGUCUGCCAGGAUGGGAAUUUUCCAGGAGACACUGUACAAGCAGUAUGGAAAACACUCCAAGGAGGCCCUCUUCUAUAAUCACUGCCUGCCUCUGCCGGGCUUCCUGCUUUUUUCCACAGACAUCUACAACCACUGUGUCCACUUCAGUCAAAGCACUCCUGUAGUUGUUCCUGAGGUUGGAUUGACUGUGCCGAUAAUGUGGAUCUACCUGCUGGUCAACGUCAUCACACAGUAUGUGUGCAUCCGUGGUGUGUUCAUUCUGACCACCGAGUGCGCCUCGCUGACUGUCACUCUUGUGGUGACCCUGAGAAAGUUCCUCAGCCUCAUCGUCUCCAUCAUUUAUUUCCAAAACCCCUUCACUACCUGGCACUGGGUGGGCACGGCCGUGGUCUUCCUGGGCACUCUGCUGUACACGGAGGUGUGGAGCAGCGUGCAGGCGGCUCUGCGUGGACCCGACGUCAAGGAGAAGAAGGCGGAGUGAAGAAGAAGGGACUGGUGGUCAAAUAGAAAAACAGCAGCUAUGUUGGACUUCAGCAAUUUUAUACAGUUGUUUCAUUUUGUUUUCAUACUUGAACACACAUCAGACACACAACGGUUUAAAGGAGAGGGCUGGUGAGAUUAUAUAUUUUCAUCAUUGUAAAUAAACCCAGGAAAAGACCAGAAAUCAACAGUGUUAGUUUGUAUCAAAAUACUAUUCGACCUCCCGACUGUCUCUGUGUAAUUCAGGACAAAGGACUUUUGCUCCAGCUACCUGCUCAGCACCAAACAGCAGACAGACACAGUUAGCGACCAGCUGGUCAACAUAGUGGAGCAUUUAGCCGACAGAGCUGGUGGAGACCAAAAACAGAGCAAAAAGUACAGUGAAAAUUGGACUUUAUCAGGUUGCUCUAUAAAUGCUGUGUGUAAAUAAACUGGUUGCAGUUUUACCAUAUGAACUUAAGAUGAUAUGUCUAGAGCUGCGUAGAUUAAUAGAUUAAAAGCAAAUAAAUUGGCAUAUUUUAUCUGUAAAUAGUUUUUAAUUUUUUAAGCAAAAUCCCAAACAGUUGAUAGUUUCAGAUUCUCAAAAAAUGCUGCUUUUUGUUUUUGGUCUUCACAAUAUCGUUAAUUGAAUAUUUGGGGGCUUUUGACUGUACAACAAAAUGUUUGAUGAUGUGACCUUCUGCUCUAAGCUAUUGCGAUGGGCUUGUUUCACUGUUUUAUGAUCUUUCAUUGACCAAAAGGUUAUUGGAUAAUGAAAAUAAUUGUUAGUUGCAGCCUUACUGUAGAUAUGUUGAUGUUGUGUUCACAGUCUGUUUCCACAGUUAUUGCAGGUUUAAAAACAACUAAUAUCUAAUUUUAUUUUUUCAAAAGGUUAAAUAAUUUCCUAAAACAGUUGGGAACUGUAGUUUUUAGCCAACACUACAGGAAUGGGGGGAGCUAUUUUCAGCUGCAGAUUAAUACACUGUUGGUACACUGAUCAGUAUUUAAAGCAGCAGGACUGUGUUUUGUUUAGGCUUGACUGAAAAACAUACAUUGGGCUUUGAUCAAUUCAUUGUUGGUUUCAGUCUUUAAAUGGGAGUUGUUGAUAAUAAAAAUAUUGAAAGAAAAUAUAGAACAUCACCAUCCCUUAUCUUUGCCAUUAGUAUAUCACAUCCAUAGAUGCAAACUGUUGCAACUUUUUUUUUGUCUAGAAUGUUGUUCAAAUAUUUAUUUUCUAAAGGUGACAGCUAGUUUACUCCAUACUAGCAUCGAUGCUACCAUUCAUCCAGUAGGUUUACACUGAACACUUGCACUGUUGGGGAUGAUUUAUGGACCAUGUAGUAGCUGUAAUUUAUUUUCUCUUGUGUCAAAUUGUCUCAGGUGUAUUUCUCAUCUGGAAACAGUAGGAACAAAUCUUUACACUCCGCACCCGCUGAAAUUAAAAUGACAACCUGGCUACAAACAUAGA
This is a messenger RNA of Micropterus salmoides (largemouth bass), 2610 nucleotides long. It is a transcript of the gene slc35b4, whose product is annotated as solute carrier family 35 member B4. The coding region runs from base 166 to 1164 and encodes 332 amino acids. Gene Ontology annotation, molecular function: UDP-xylose transmembrane transporter activity; UDP-N-acetylglucosamine transmembrane transporter activity. The record is from RefSeq and is a predicted model, not a curated record. The transcript is spliced from 10 exons. Lineage: Eukaryota; Metazoa; Chordata; Actinopteri; Centrarchiformes; Centrarchidae. Gene Ontology annotation, cellular component: Golgi membrane; endoplasmic reticulum membrane. Gene Ontology annotation, biological process: transmembrane transport.